AUGUCAGAAGGUAAGAAACUUAUAGAUAACGACUACGUUGAUUGUAUAUUUUGCAGAAUUUCCAACUAGAUCGAGUACAAGAAAACGGAAAGCAACAAAACGCGCAGACUUCGUAUAUUUCGAUGGAAAAAACAAUGCAAGCAUCGAAAAUGAAGCUGUCGUGGAAGAACCGCCGAAUAAAUUGCUGUGUGAUUUGAAAGAAAUGGAUACCCUUGAUAUUAUUUAUGCUCAUUUGGAGGUUGGUUUUUUGCAAAGUUUUUGUUUUUCAUAACAAAUAACAUUAUAACCUUCGAAGAUUUCUUGAAAAUCAACAAUAUAAAGAACGAUUAAUUAUUAGUCACACCGGAAGGCCUGAAACAUAUAAUUUUAGUUUUUUUUUGUUUUAAAUAACAUCUUGAACAAGUUCAACACAGCACUUUGAAGUGUUGAAAAUUCGAGCAAAGUUUGUUUUUUUCAAAUUCAUAAUUGAAUGUUUGAUUGAAUUUAAUAAAUCAAGGCAAUGGUUUUUUUCAGAGUUUGGAACGUCGUAUGGAUUUGAUAACAAAGAAUUACAAUUGUUUGAUCGAUACAAAUCAAUCACUUUCGUUUCAAAAGUCUCAAUUUCUCGGAAAUUCGUCGUUGAAAGAAUAUAAAUAUACGGAAUCCGACGAAGUUGCGAUCGGAAUUGUUAUGGAGAAAUGUCUUCGAGUUAUAUCACAUUUUCAUAAGUAA
Molecule: messenger RNA, 711 nt
Organism: Caenorhabditis angaria
Lineage: Eukaryota; Metazoa; Nematoda; Chromadorea; Rhabditida; Rhabditidae
Source: the annotation of a GenBank genome assembly